Molecule: messenger RNA, 1227 nt
Organism: Thelazia callipaeda (thelaziosis nematode)
Lineage: Eukaryota; Metazoa; Nematoda; Chromadorea; Rhabditida; Thelaziidae
Source: the annotation of a GenBank genome assembly
AUGGCUGAGGCAGUUUUUGAGUGUUUAAUUAAAUCUGUUAGUCAGGAAGAAAUUAUAGCUGCAGAUGUAGAAACUGCUAUUCAGAUCCGUUUAUCAAAAGACAUCGAAAAAGAUAAUGGCAUGAAAAGGCAGUCAUUCGUAAUGGCAGCCGAUGGAUCGAUUCCGCGUACCGAAUACAAAUCGGUUGAUUCUAAUGAAAAUUUUGUCGACGCCCCGCAUGCUAUUAGUGAACAAUCUGUUUUGAAACCAUGGUCCAUGAAGGGUCACGCCGACUUGGCUAAUGAGCUGAUUCAAUCAAGCGGUUUCGACAGCUUGAAAACGAUUUCUCCCGACGAAACAUCAAAUAAUGAUUCUUUCACAUAUCAAAGGACUCCAGAAACAUUCAAAACAAAAUUUAGUCUUUCACUGAUAGAAAAACGAGAUCCCGAUAGUCAAAAGUUGCUUAACAAUGAAUCACUCAAGGAAUUACUAGCUGCUGCUUCAACAAUCUAUGGACAUCAUAAUUCAGGUGUUAUGAUGCAAAGCAAUAUUUCAGAUGAAACAGAAACUGAGCCCUCUACUUCAACACCAAUGCUGACGUGUAAAGAACAAAAUAAACUACGACUUGAGCAACUUCAACAACGAGUUGCGUCUGUAACAGCUCCUCUUAAUAGCAUGCUGGGGACAAAAAUCGAAACAUCGGGCGAAUCAUCGACUGAUCUCGAUCUGGAAAGCGUUGCAGUUGUUGAAAGUUCCGAGGUGGUACCAACUAUAAUUUUACAAAGAGCUUCAAAUACAUUAAAGUCGAUACAUGUAAAUAAUGGUAUUUUGAAUGCUCCUGUUUUUGGACGAAAACUUGCCAAGGACUUAAUGAGUUCUACCAUAUCUGUUCCUUCCAAGACUGCCAAAAAAGAAACAGCAUUACGUAAACCAUAUGACAAGAGUUCUAAAAAAGAAAUGAUCAAGCUGCAGAAUAACCUCAGAAAAGGACAACGGUUAGAAAGUUCAAGAUUUGUGCGUGUAACAAGCUGUAAAUAUAUGUAUGAUUUGAUGUUUGGAAUCGGAAAAGUUUUGCGUGAAAGUGGUGGCGGCGUCCCGCUGAUGAUAAACCCUGGAUUACGGUGCAGUAAAAAUCGAAAAUUUUCCGAUUGCACCAACAGCCUUCGCAUACUCUUGUGCGCGAAAAUGGCUGCUGUUCAGACACGUUUCCCAAACCUGGAGCCAGUUUACAUCACUGCACUAUUUUAA